This is a messenger RNA of Angiostrongylus costaricensis, 1941 nucleotides long. The record is from the annotation of a GenBank genome assembly. Lineage: Eukaryota; Metazoa; Nematoda; Chromadorea; Rhabditida; Metastrongylidae.
AUGAAUGGCCCGUACAAUGCUGUAUAUGCCAAUUCCCCUAUACAGUCUGCAGCACCUUCGGUGAUGUCCCAUGUAAGCAUGCAAGAUGACCUCGUUUCUGUGAUGAGCGUGCAAACGACUCUAAACGCCAAUGCAGCAUCCUGUCCUCAGGACUCCAGUUUUACUGAAUUGCGGCCACAGUCGCAGUUUUCUUCUUCUGCAUCAACACCUCCAUGUACAGAGAAUGUUGAUCCGGCUACCAUCCAGGAAGUUCGGAGAAACAUUGCUUAUUCCAUAAAUAACUUCUAUAGUAAUGAUCAGUUCAAAAUCAUCCAGUGUAUCUGCCAUUAUGCUCAGCGAAAUAUGCUUCAAUUCGUAGAUAUGGGCAGCGUCCACAAGUUGCUUUUGCUCAUUACGCAACUUCUAAAGAAUAUCAUUGAUCCUAACUUUCGUCGCCAAAAUUCUCUGCAAACAAGUAAUUUACUUCUCAACGCCAUCUUUUAUCUGAGUAGGAAUCCGAGCACUUUAAGAGUGGUAAUGCAUCUCGCCUCAGAUAAGAAUACGUCGGAAUUCAUCUACAUUAUCGCUCAUUUUGCCAAAGUGAACUUGAACUGGGCUGCUGCGCUCACCUUGCAUACUCUUUUCGAUUUCAAUGGUCCAGAAGGAGCUAAAUGUAUAACAUAUGCAAAACAAAUGCAGCCUGGAGCUGUUCUUGACGCACUACUUCAUAUUCUGAAGGAAAAACCUGAUCGAAAAAGAACAUUGUUCGUGCUUCAUUCGUUGCAACUUCUUGCUCGAAAAGAUAACAAUGCUAAACAACAUAUCGUGCAGUCGUACGGUGGACGCUUUAUUGAGCUUCUUAUUGGUUCGACAGAUGGUGGGCUAUUGGCUUUAGCAGAUAACGCAAAAGAUCAAGGAAGACUGCUUUAUCGGAUCUUUGCUUUACUGAAUGUCGUUAUGGCUAGUCAAACUGCUGCAGAAAUAUUCGUUCGUUGUGGUGGUUUGCAGAAAGUUUGUGAGCGUCUUUACCAAUCUACGGACGUUUUGCGGGAAGGUAUUCACCUGGUUGCACUAGCUAGUGAUGUUAAAGCAGUUGAUGAUCAAGAUUUGAGGAUAGCUAUUCGUCAGGUAUUGGACAUCUUGUGCCGAUCAAAUGAUCGUGAUCUCUUUCUGAGACGCUACAGUUCCGGGUUUUUAGUAAACAUUAUGGCAAAUCGCCCGGUUAAUAAGAGGCUUUUAAUAGAAUGUAACGCCUUCGACAUAUUUACGAGGUUAUGCCAGCAAUACUCCAAUUUGGAGCAGUGGAUGCAAACCAAGGAAUUAAAAAAUAUGCUUGAGGAGUUAGUCGAUAAUAUUCUAUUGUGCUUAAAUUCGUUAAUAGUAGAACCGUUGAAACCAGACAUAACGAGGGCAAGGGACGGUUACUUAUCGCAGCUGGUUGGUCUUCUAUUAAGUUGUUGUGCUGGCUGGGGCGCCACCGUAAUGCAAGCCGUAGUUGAAGAGAAAAGCGAAAAUAUUAUCGGAAUCGUUUUCAACGUGAUUUCAAUCACAAGGGCAGAAGCAACCGAUUCCAAUCGCAAGGAGAGCGUGGCUAUGUUGGUCGCAUGUUUUCGGGUAUUAAAUCUUGUGAUGAUGUGUGAAGAGAGUGCGAAGAAAACAGUUGCUCUAUUUGUUAGAAAUAGCACAGUUUCUAUGAUGGAACUUUUGCGGACCUUUAGCGAGGACAAUCUUAUUGUUCAGAUUUUGGAAGUGUGUGAUCGUGUAGCUGAUGAUGAGAGCCUCGCUCAGCAGUGGAGUAGCGAUCGGCCACUAAUUGAUGGGAAUGCGAAUAGCUCUCACCCUGAAAUUGCGCGCGCCGCCCAAUCCUUGGUAUCGAAAUUAAGCGUGGUAAAUACGGACUUCGAGCCACUGGCUGGUGUGUUCGCUUCGAUGGGCUCAGAAGGUUUCUCAAUGGAGAUGUAG